Molecule: messenger RNA, 6931 nt
Organism: Mauremys mutica (yellowpond turtle)
Lineage: Eukaryota; Metazoa; Chordata; Testudines; Geoemydidae
Exons: 11
Coding region: 154-4194 (1346 amino acids)
Biological process (GO): negative regulation of transcription by RNA polymerase II
Cellular component (GO): nucleus
Molecular function (GO): transcription corepressor activity
Source: RefSeq, a predicted model, not a curated record
CGCGUUCGCCCCGGCGCGGCUGCUGAGGUUGCUAACGCCAUCUUGAGAGCGAAGAGCCGUAGGAACUCCCCUCCCCCAACCGCUCGGGACUGCGCUGCUGCGAGCCGGAGGCCAGGCUAGGCCGCGGAAGGCUGUUGCUGUCUCUGCCCGGAGAUGCUUCAUGCUGAAUGUAAAGUAAGGCCUUUGGAAUGUGAAGAUGAAAUGACAAUUGAACCGUGUUCUAAAAAAAUUAAAUCAACAGAAGAAGCUCAUGAUAAAUCCUGUGAUGAUGGUUUCCAGGGAUCUUUUAUGAAAACAGACACUGAGAGAAUAAACAAAGAGUGGAUACCUUUAUACAUCUCUGAUGACCAAGGAAAACAGGAAGUGCAGCAGAAAGAGAAUGAAAAUACAGAUGUUUUGGAAACAUCCAAUGAAGAAUUCCCUGGUAAUAGGCCAGGGAUUAUUGAGUCUACUCGUUCAACGAUCAUGCAGAGUGUAAAUCUUCCAAUAAAAGACACUGAGGUUACAGAAAAUAAAUGCCCAUUCAUUACUGAAAAAGUAGAUGAAGCUAAUAUUAAAGAAACUAGCAAUAAAUCGUUCACAGUAAAUGGAGGUGAAGUAGAGGCUGAAGAACAUAGUACAAGCAAAGUAUUUAUUGGGCCUGUUUACAGACCUGUGGAGGAGAACAAACAGGAUGAAACCAGGAAUUUUACUAAAUUUAGCACAGGCAAAGAGAAACAAAAUACUGUACUUGACAACAAAAUUGAAAAAGAGGAAGCAAAGAAAAUACAGACUCUCUCUUGUGAUGUAUCAGAAAUAGAUGAUGAAUUGUGCCAAUUUUAUAAAGAAAUUCAGCAGCUUGAAAGCGAUAAAGAUGAGUUAGAAGGUCACCUACAGGAAAAAGAAACUGAAUCAUCUCAGGAACGAUUUAUACCAUCUCAUGAGGAUGAACAAGAUACCUGUUACAGUAGAACACAAUCAUAUUAUGACCAUGAACAAUGUUUCUAUAAUGAACCAAGUGGCCAGAAGACAGGCAGUGAACCAAAAUGUUUUGACAGUGAAACAAAUGGCUGGAGAAGUGAGAAUCAUUUUAAUUGGCAAGUGGAUUCUAAAUUCUGGAACCAUUCAGUCCCUCAGUUUAGGCCUGGAUGGCAGCCAACACAAUCUUUCAUAAUACCUCAGGGUCCUCUUCCUCCUAGGUUCAACCAUCAUUUAGAUGUUCAAACUCUUAAUUCCACACCACAUCAACCAAAUACUCUCCAUUCUCAGAAUGAUGGACUUCCUCACAAGAAUUAUGCAGGUUACCAUGGAAAUAGUGGCAGUACUAAUAGGAGCUGUCCAUUGUUUGAUCAGAAUAAUAGUCAUGCUGGUCAUAGUGGUAUCCAUAGUAUGCAAGUCUCCAGAAAUGGAUAUAGCAACCAGGAUGGAUGCAUGAAUAAUGGUUUCUGUGAAACCAGGGAAGUGUGUUGGAAAGAUCCUAGAACUUACCAGAUAGAGGGAAUACACAAUUUUAACUUUCAGCAGUUUUCAGAAGACAGGUUAUGUAGGUCACAGAAAUUACUUCUAAUUUUAAGAGGUCUGCCUGGCUCAGGAAAAACAACACUGUCUCAUAUUCUACUCGGUCAAAAUCGUGAUGGCGUGGUGUUCAGCACCGAUGAUUAUUUUCGUCAGCAAGAUGGAUAUACAUAUAACGUUGCUCAGCUUGGUGAUGCUCAUGACUGGAACCAGAAGAGAGCAAAACAAGCAGUGGACCAGGGAAGAUCUCCAAUUAUAAUAGACAACACUAAUACUCAAGCCUGGGAAAUGAAGCCAUAUGUGGAAAUGGCUCUAGGGAAAGGCUACAGAGUGGAAUUCCAUGAGCCAGACACAUGGUGGAAGUUUGAUCCAGAGGAGUUAGAAAAGAGGAAUAAACAUGGGGUCCCUCGUGAGAAGAUUGCUCAGAUGUUGGAACGAUAUGAAUAUCAAAUGUCCAUCUCUGUUGUAAUGAAUUCAGUGGACCCUCCUCACAAAAACACACAAAGGCCACCUCCACAGCGAAGACAGAGGGUAACAGACAUUAAGAAGAAACCUGGGCACAGACUGAGCAAAGCUAAACAGAGGAAAAAGAGAAAAAGAAACAGAAAAAUGAAGCAUGAUCAUGUUAAAAUCACAGAGAAAAAAUCAGAUGGAGCCCCUUGUCAUCUAAUUCCUGAUGACCAGGAAACAUCAGACAGUGAAGAGGAAGAUUCAGAAGAAGAAAACAGAAAAUCAGUAUUUACAUUUAAUGGAGAUCCAGGAGACGAAGGUUGUGAAGAUCGUUCCAAUGGUGAUUGUAAUGAAAGCCCCAAAUCUACAAAGCAUCAAACAGGAAGUUUACCUAUUGCUGUGUCUGAGACUUCAGCAACAUUAGCUAGUCCAGUGAAAAGUGACUUGUUUACAGAAGAUGAUGGUCCAUUUCUAAUAAAUUUGACAUCUGCUCCUAAUAAAAACUUAAUUGAAUUUGAACACACACUUGAUGAUCAGGAGGUUGAUCAUAACCAAAAUAAAAACCUUAUGGUAAAUGAGAGCAAUUCCUUAGAUACAAAUGAUCACAGUUCUGUUCUAGACACAGAAUAUAACAGUAAAGAAAAUAGUUCUAUGAUGUUAAACAAUCAAGAUGAACUUACAUUAGAUCAAAUUGCAAGUGAACCUGACCUAAAAAAUAAAUUGUUAAAUGUAAGUAAUGGAAAAAAAGAAACCCUGUCUCUCCAGCAUGAUUUGAAAACAUCUGAAAUUUGUGUUGUCUUGCCUGAUAAAACCACGAAAGACAGACAGACAUCAAAAAGGAAUGAGAGAAAUCCUUGGGCUUUUUUUUCAAUUGAUUUAACUGAUAUACAAUUCCAGCUUGUCUCUGAUAGGUCGGGUUCUUGUUCUUGGCCUGAGGGUGCCCAUAAAUUCAUAUGUGAGCAAAGACCAAAAAGAGGGAGGCGGCCUAAACAGACCUAUCCUGACAGCACAGUAGAACAAACUCAUGAAUCUAAUGAAGAAUUAGAAAAAGAAACCAGUCUGCAAACAUUAACUGAAGAGGGUGGCAGUGUAACACAUGGUGGUCUGCAGUCAUCGCUGAUUGACAAAGUACAUAAUAUUUCAUUUAUAGAGUCAGGAGUCACUGUCACAAACUGCUUAGCUGAAGCCAAUGUUCCAAGCAAUGUAGGUACACCAGGUCCAUCAAAGAAAAAAGGAAGAUGCAAAAGGAUUUUCAACUUGGCACCAAACUUUCAUCUACCAAGGCAGAUUGCUGUUAGUACAAAGGAGGGACAGAAGGAUGUUCUUUUGAUGGAUGAUAACCUAUCAGAAAAUGUUUUGAAAACAGAACAAGAGAGAAUUUCAAAUAAGGACAAUGGAAAGAAGAGUGAACAAAACCUUGAAUUUCAAGAAUAUCUAACACCUUCUAAUAAUGAUGUGACAGAUUCUUCACUUAACCAUGGUGUGGGAUCUCUCUCACAUAGUAGUCAGUGGGGACAAUCUCUGUGUCUUUCAAAGAAAGCUGUUUUUUCUCCAGCUCAGAAGUUUCCCUCUAGUUUUUGUACAGUUUCUUCAACAAGUAAGGAACAAAUUACAACUUCUAAACAAGAAAAAAUACUUGAUAAAAAAGAGGGUGAGAGAGAACAGUUCUCUUCAGAGCUUACAAAUAGUCAACCAGAUAUUUUGUGUUCUGUUAAAGUAACAUCUGGCAGUCCUACAUACCCUAAUGUAUUUGAAAGCAGUGGUGAAGAUAUGCACAAAGCAGAUGAAAGUAAGCCAUCACAGUCCUCACAAAUUGAAGCUAAUCAAGAUACUUUAAAUACUAAAUCCAAUUUUUUGGGUCUUCCCUUAUCAUUGGAAUUUGCAUUUCAACUUGUAGACCUUUUUGGUUCUCCUGGAUUUCCACUGGAGUCUUUAUUGCCAGAUGAUUACAUAGUUCCUCUUGAUUGGAAAACAUCAAAGAAGAUCCAUUUACUAUGGAAGACAUCUGUGGAGGGGAAACAGAAAAAGAAUGGAUUAGAAAAUGGGAGUUCUUUGGCUGUUGGUGCCAACAUUGUGGAGGAUACAAAUAAAGAUUGCCAAAAGAGUCAAGAAUCUUAUGAAACACUUCCGGAAACAAACCUAUAUCAAGAUGUACUAGAAGAGAACUCUGUGACUUAUCCAGACAACAAGCACUUGUAUAAUGUAUCAACCAAUCUUGAAUGUCAUCUUAAACAGAAAAAGUCAACAUGAAGAUAAAGAAAUUUGUCAAUCUUGGCACCAUCAUGGAAGGACCUCAGUUUACAAUCAAGUGUUAUAAAUGUAAGGAAUAACCUGGAAGAAGUAUUCAGUGUAGAAUUUGGUACUGAACCAUGAUCCUCAAUAAUCCUUAGGCUUUAUAUCCACAUAGCCACCCAUUCUGGUUUUGAAAUAAAAAAAUUGUAAUAAUUUUUGAUUGUCAAAUGGCCACUUUCAGAAGUCACUUGAUAUCCAUGCUUCCUUUACUCAUCCUUCUAUGUCACAGAGAGACUGAAAAUAAAGGAGAUUGCUUUGGCCAAUGUUUAGUCAGAAGCAAAAAUAGCAAAAAGAUUUCCACAUUGAAGGAUUUCUGUGUUUACAAAUCAAAGGAAGGGGAGGGGGUCUGUUGUCUACAUAAACUGUGAGCUUCAGACUCCUGGAUCUUGUUCACUACUGGAAUGCAGAAAUAUUUGCUACAUGCAUAAAAAGACAAUGGCUUGAUGGUAACAAUAUGUUUGCAGAGUGAGGUAUCUGACUUCACUGCUGGUGUCCCUUUAUAAGUCCUGUGUUUGUGGCAAGUUAGAUGAUUUAUUCUUUCUACUUCUGCCUACUUCUGUUUUCUCCUAUUCCUGUUACUAAUUGUUUUCAUCCCUUGCCGCCUCGUGAUACUAAAUGGAGCAAGUCUUCAUCAGUCUCUUCUCACUAUUCCACAAAUACUUAACCUUUUCUUGUUAAUAUUUACUCUGUCUUGAACCCAUGCUUGCUGUCUCCCUUAGGCUACACUGAUAUAGACAUUUCUGACUAUAGAAAUAAGUAGAAGUCAUCUUUGGUUUUUCGUUAUUGGGGCUGAUCUAAAGCCCAUUGAAGUCAAUGGAAACAGACCCCUUAACUUCAAUUGGCUUUUGAUUUUGGGCCUCUACAAACUUUGAUAUUUAGUUAUUUAUAUUACCAUCAAUGAUGCUCCUUUUGCCUCUAUUGUCUAAAGAACCUCAUGGUGACUCAUGGAAAACUUUGAAAAGAACCUAAUUAAAAAUAAUUAUUUUCCUGAUAUAACACAUUUUUGUGUUUUACUUUCCUAGUUUUAAUUGCUGGGUUUUUCCUUCAGAAUUAAUUAGCUGUUGCUUAUUCCUCACCUGAAGCCAUAGUCUUGUUGGUAGCAUCUCUAUUUGUUGCUGUGGAAAUUAUCAUAAUAGCACUAACAGAAGAUUGAUUUCAUGUGGGGACUGAGCAACAAAAGCAGAUUAACAAUUCUCAUGUUUUUUAAAUAGAAUUUCAGUUUUCUUUGAGGCAUUAAUGGGUUUCAUAAGUUUGUCUGUUCUUUAGAGGGUAUAGGAACAGUGUUGCUCAGCAGUGCUUUAGGACUUCCAUGGGCAAGUAUCAAAUUGCUCUGCUGCCAGUGGUGGUGUGGUGCACAGCUCACAAUCAUGCCAUUCCUUAAACUGGCGCUCAGUUACUUGUGUCUCUGAGAGGCAGAGGUGGGGAGUGGAGCCUGUUUCAGAGGUGUUGCAGGAGGAGAGUAGUCAAGUAGCACUGAAUGACCAGCACUCAUAGAUAAAUGGUGUCAGAACAAGUGUGGGAGGAGUGAGGAGCCCAGAAGGGAAUGAAUGUGGUGUGGUGAACUAGAGAGGGAGGGGGAAAGCAAGAGGACAUAUGUAACAGGGAGGGGAGUGGAAAGAGAGGAUAAAGUAUGAAGAGGGAGUGGUUUUGGCUAUAAAAAGGAGUAAUAACACACAGGAGGAGAGGAGGAAAUUAAAAGCAGUAAAGGUGAAGACUAACAGUGGAAAAGGGAGUGGGGGAAGGUGAAAGGACAAAUUGAUAGUUUGUGGCAUAGUCAGAUGGCACUGCAAAAUAGUUACACAUAAAGAAAACAGAAGGGAAGAGAGAAAAUUCUACUUACCACUAGCACAACUUUUGUCAGUCACAGGAGUGGAUGAAAGCUUCUCUGUGAUGUGUGGGAAUGAAUAGAGAAGGACAAAAAUUACCUUGACACAUGGCAGGAGAAGUGGAAAAAAUAAAAGAACAAGGGGUGGAAGAGUGGUGAGGCUAUCACAUUAGAAAGCUUAGAUUGAAUAUGUUUGUCAAACAAACACACCAAUGAUCCGGAUUAGGUUACCACCGUCCUUCCCCCCGCUCCCCACACAUACACACAUGCUUCAGAUUAAAAAACAAUUUAAUACAGUUUCUCUGACUUGGGCAUCUCUCAUCUUCUGCCCUCCCCCACCUUUCCCCCUUGCCAGUAUUUUAUUAUGUAUCAGCUCCUGACCAGAACGCCUGCUAAAGGAUUGCUCCUUUGUGAUCUAAACUACCUGAAAUUUUCUCCCAGGCUCCAAUGUAAAACCAGUAAACAAAAUUGAAUAAGCAGCUCUAGCACAUCAGUAUUUCUAAAAUUAUUACUGCACCAUUGGCAAAACUGAUACUUUCAUUUUGCUUAAUAUUGUUUUCCCUUGGGAGAAAAUGUACUGUACUUCUGCCAACAUGAACACUAUAUAAAAUAAUAAGGGGGUUGGUAUUUCACAUGGGUUGCAACAUUUAUGCAUAAUUUUGCAUAAAAUACUAGUGACAUUAGAACAGGCCACAUUUAAUUUAAAGAAAGAUUCACCCAAACAUUUAAUAGAAAUGUGAUUUUUUGCCUAUUUAUGUUUAUUUGACAAAGAAUAGGAAACUGAGUACAUUUACUGUCCAUGAAAUCGAAUAUUGUUAACUGAGUACUGAACUUCCAGAACACUUGAAAUAAAAAAGAAAUGUCAAAAUC